Messenger RNA from Neodiprion fabricii, 1787 nucleotides. It is a transcript of the gene arg, whose product is annotated as arginase, hepatic. Gene Ontology annotation, molecular function: manganese ion binding; arginase activity. The record is from RefSeq and is a predicted model, not a curated record. Bases 100 to 1044 code for a protein of 314 amino acids. Lineage: Eukaryota; Metazoa; Arthropoda; Insecta; Hymenoptera; Diprionidae. Gene Ontology annotation, cellular component: cytosol; cytoplasm; nucleus. The transcript has 7 exons.
UUUCUUUAAAUAAACUAUGUGUUAUACUAAUAACACAUUUACAAUAACGCUAUUUUUUCCAAGUUUACUGACUAUGUCAAUGUCAGUCUAUGACCAUUUAUGGAGUAUGUAAUAGUAGAAACAUCAUCAGAAAAAGUUGGAGUUGCAAAAGGCCCACAUGUGAUCAGAGCUGCAGGGCUAGUUAAGGAAUUAGAAGUUUUAGGGAUUGACAUCAAAGAUUAUGGUGACCUAUCUUAUGAAGUUGAGGAUGUGGCAGUAAAGAACAUGACUCACUUAGGUCAUUUCGCGGGUUGUACUAAGUGCCUAUCAGAAAAGGUGGAACAGAUUUUAAAUGAUGGCAGACAAGUAUUAACUCUUGGUGGUGACCAUAGUCUUGGCGUAGGGAGUAUAGAUGCACAUGUUAAAGUCAAAAAAGACGUGGCUGUUUUAUGGAUAGAUGCACAUGCAGAUCUCAAUACAAAUGCAACUAGCGAAAGUGGCAAUGUGCAUGGUAUGCCAGUAGCGUUGCUGACUAAAGAGUUAUCCGAUUAUUGGCCAUAUUUACCUGGUAUGGAUUGGCAAAAACCUGUGUUAUCCAUAAGAAGUGUCGGAUAUAUUGGUUUGAGGUCUGUGGAUCGCUACGAAAGACUAGUAAUCGAAAAAUUUGGGAUCAAUGCUUAUGGAAUCAGAGAUGUUGAACGAUAUGGUAUACAUGACGUUGUACAUAUGGCAUUAUCUAAAGUAGAUCCAGAAAAUAACAAAUCUUUACAUGUCAGCUUUGAUAUUGACUCACUCGAUCCUUUGGAAGCUCCAAGCACUGGAACCCCAGUUCGAGGGGGUCUUACUUUGAGAGAAGGGAUUCACUUGAUGGAGGAAAUCUACAAUACAGGUCGACUAAAUGCUGUAGAUUUAGUGGAAGUCAAUCCACACAUUGGUACCGAACGUGACGUUAAAAAAACAGUCGAAGCUGCAAUUCAAAUUAUUCAAGCAGCCUUUGGAUAUAACAGGCGUGGACUCAAAGUUCCUAAAGGAAUUGAUGACAUACCAUUGCAAACGUUCAAGUAAUCAAUCAGUAUGUCGUUCAUAACUAUGUCAUCAAUAAUACUACUUUGUCAAAUAACUAUGUCAGAUUAUCAGGUGAACAAAGUUGUUCUCACAGUAUCAUAAACGCUUCAACGUUGUUGUAAAUAACUGAUUGGUAGUAAACCUGAACGUCGAGCAUUUCAAUGAUUUGUGUAAUGACAGCCCUUUGUUGAUUCAAGAUCAAUUAAAAGAUAUUUCCAUUUUCCAGCUGGUAUGUAUUAAUUAAUGGCUCAUCAACAUUUAGUCCAUAUCUUUUCAAGUUUUUACGAAUGCACGCAAGCACUAACUUUUAAACGUUCAUUCUCUAGUAGGUUGAUAAGUCUUAUUAUAUACGAAACUGCAGAAUCGGAAAAUAAAUUAAAACAUUUCUUCAGGUGAUUCCUUUCACAGGUUUUAUUCACUAUUCCAUACAUUCAAAUAUAAAAAAGUGAAUGAUACAUCUUCAAUUUUAUUGUACAUUUGAUACUAUUUCAUAAGCAAAUAACACAUGAGAAUUUACUUAAAUGAAUUUUAUUAUCGUUUAUAUCUAAAAUUCGUAUAUCUUAAAAGCCAUUCCAGUAGAAUAUCUGAUUACUAGUUUGUUAUACCAAAAUAUAUUCUAAUUGGUUGUAAGUUAAUACGUUCGGGAGACCAAUCUUAUAGAUAAUUAUCAAUAGUAGACAUUUUUUCAGUUUCACUAAUGGCACCAACAGCACAUGCGAGUAAUGUUUGAACGUCUUUUGGUU